Moneuplotes crassus is the source of this 2010-nucleotide messenger RNA. Lineage: Eukaryota; Ciliophora; Spirotrichea; Euplotida; Euplotidae. The record is from the annotation of a GenBank genome assembly.
AUGAUAGGUACCCCAUUUGAGAUUAAGAACGAUGAGAUUCAUAAUAAGAGAGUGUCCAAGAAGGAUAGAGGCCAGAAUGAUGAAUACGCACUGAAUGAGAAGGGACAGAGAAGGUUCCAUGGCGCCUUUACGGGGGGAUUCCAUGCAGGUUAUAAUAAUACCGUAGGCAGCGAGGCUGGCUUUAAGCCAGCACAGUUUGAUCGGAAUAAGAAGUAUACAGUGUUUGAUAUUAUGGAUGAGGAGGAUCUUGGAGAUCAUAUCCAAGGCCAAACUAUUCAGACUAAAGAAGGAUUUGAUACCUUAGGAGAUGGAAUCAAGAGCGAGCUUAAAAAUCAACUUGCCCAUGGAGCCCUAGCCUCUAUGAUUCCUGAUGAACUUAUUGUCGCUCCAAAAUCAUCCAUUGGAUAUAAACUUCUGAAGAAAUUAGGCUGGAAUGAGAGAAGCAAGAAGAAUAAACACUUCACUAUGGAAGAUGAAGAAAGUGAUGACUCUGUUGAUUUUGAUAAAAUGGGACUUGAAGUCUCUGAUUUCAUUAAUGCUGAUGCUAUUAACAAUAAAUCUGGAGUUGGAGUAUCCUCUCUUGCUGAGAAGAAAGGGAACAAAAAGAUCAGAGAAAAGCUUAAGGAGAAGACAAAGCAUGAAACUAAAAUCAUAAAGAAAGAUUAUGAUAAUUAUUACAAAGGAUCUCUUAAAUUCAAGACCGAAAAAUAUGGGCUUGGAUACAUCCCUACUUCACAGGAUUACAUCAGAGAGAAGAAUAGGCAGAUCAAUGAAUUCGGAGAAGAGACUGACAAGUCAAUAGUUGAGGGAAAAGAUAAUAGAAUUGAUAUGGGCAAGCUCGACUUUGACGGUCUGGUCUAUCACAAUGAAGACAAAGCAGAAAUGGAAAUUAUGGAUGAAAUCGGACAUGAUGUUCAAGAUAAAAUCAAAGAUAAGCAAAUGCAAAACUUGUUCAAAUCCCGAGAAGAGAAAAAUGACUUUUACUCACACGGGUUUUUGCAAACUGAGAAAAUUGAGGAAAGUAAGAUUCUCGUUCCAAAGGAUUAUGAUCCUCAAUGGAGAAGAAACCAAAAUAUGGCAAAUCCUUAUGCAGGAAAACAUUCUUUCUCUUCAAGGGGAAGAAAAUUAGAUGCUAAUAAAAGAGCGGAGCUUCUUGGGGAAGGUCCUGCUGUGCCUACAAAUAAAGAUGUACCAACUUAUGAUCCAAAUCCCUCAAAUCUUGAUUCUAAAUUUAGCAGUAGUGGGAUGGAUCUUCUUCCAGAACACAUGAUGAAGAAGGAGGACAAUCUCAAGGGGACCAAACACCUCUUGGUGGAUAUUCCAUUCAAAGAUGAUAAAAACAAGGUGCAAAGAUUUAAAAACUAUGUUGAGGAGAUAGAAAACCAGAUGGUGAUCUUUGACUCUAGCAGCAACAUGAUGACAGGUUCCCAACUACGAAAAGAGAAAGAAGAGUUUGCUAGCCUCUACCAAUUAGAACUUGGCCUUCGUAAAGAGAAAGAGUCUAGCGGAAAAUAUGCUUCAGGAGUUGUCUCAAAAGAAAUCGAGAAAGAGAAGAAAGCUAGAACGGUUACCACUGACUGGCAGCCCUGCGCUAUAUUGUGUAAGCGGUUUGGGCUUAUGGAUCCCUUCCAAAAUAAGAAAGACCUCGUUGGAGACUUCAAUAAAGUUCCUGAAAGAAAUUCAUCAAGAAGUAGAAAGGUUGAAUUUGUAGAAAAAGCAAGCGGUCCUAUAAAACCAGCAAUGGGAGAUGAGUUUUUCUACAAAAUCCAGAAAACAGUUGGAAGGAAUGACCUCAUACAACAAGAAAUUGAUAAAGGAGAGAAAGGAACAGCUAUGAGCUCAAAAGUACAGGAAAAGGUACAAAAUAUUACUGCUGCUGGCUACUUUGAUAUGGAUAGCGAUUCUGGAAGUGAUAUGGAAGGAGUUCAAGAAUCAAAAGCAAAUAUUCAGUCAAUUGUUGAAAUCUCUAAAAGGCCAGACCAAGAUGUUUUUGAAAAUAUAUUCAAUUAA